AGCGAUACUUGUUUGACUAGAGCCCCCUUCCAAAAAAAAAGACCAAUUCCGAGUCCUCAAACAUUUCCGGGGUAUCGAGUGACACAUUUUGCAAGUCAACAAAGCAGGGGAUCAACACUAGGUACACGAAAAGUACCAAUCGGCAGCGGGUCGACCAGGAUGUUUUCUCGGAUAUCAAGAGCACAGCACAUAUUGUUUUUGCCAUCACUUACAACCCAAAGACAACUUUGCAAUAGCACGAAUACCGGAGAUCUCUAGACAUCUUGACGACACCAGUUUGAAUGCUUCUUCAGUCCAUGGAUUACAUUAGUUUACCGAGUAGCCAAAGAUAAGACUGCGUGAUGCUGGCUUUAGCGAGUGCCGCCCGGAGAAGUCUGUACCUCACCACGGGAUCGUAGUGGGCCCCUAGACCAGCAGACCAAUGAAAAGCCUCUGCCCACAACUUUCUUGCUGAUAAGAAACCUCGUCGACUCCAGCUUGCCCGUUCCACUGCCAGAUAUCAAAGCCAGCCGAAUCCCCAUCUGAUGGAGAUCCGCGGAAGUGGCUGUUACGAUGCAGCACUGCAUAGCCCAACCAGCAUCCUAUCUGCAUUCUGAGAGUCCCAGGCCCACCGGUCACAGUCCUCCCACGAGACCCCAGUUCCGCGCAGAUAAUCGUCACUACCUGGGUAGGUCAUGUUGUAAACCGACUCCCAUUAUUGGUAGGAUCCCAUCUUGGCUCAGAUGGGAGUUUUCCUUUCUCUAUCUAUUUCUCCACACAUGUCUGAACUCCUCAAUCCUUCUCCAGCUUGUUUUUGGUCCCGAACGUGUUGAACUUGUUUUCGAGGUUCAAUAACACUCUCCUUUCGCCCCUGGUCAUAUUGCAUUCACUGUUUAUCUCGAACAUUUGGUCUCCAAAGUGCUCACGCCAUAGUCGGACUUCCCUCACCACAACGUGACAGCAACAACAUCAACAGGCCAUUUCUCGAUACUCUCGCGUUAUGUCUAUCAACAUGGUCCCAAUAGACGUUUUGACACCUCUCUCGACGGCUCCCCCAUCUCCAACUCUACAGACCAGAAAGCCAGUUCGAAACUUAUCGUCCAUAUCCUUCCAAAUCCCACCGACACCACCCAAAUCAGAACAUAGUGGAAGUGAAGUCUCUGACGAAUCAUCACCCAAUUCAAGAAGGCCUAGUUCGGCAGUACAACCCCGAUACCCACUUCCUCCACCGUCCACUGCACCAACCGAGAUCCUCAAGGACGAUCUCAAGACUCCAGAUAACCAUGUCCCGAGAGAUCCUCGACUUAUACGCCUCACUGGCAUACAUCCAUUUAAUGUCGAAGCACCACUUAGUGCUCUGUAUGAUGAAGGAUUUCUAACCUCUCCGGAGCUCUUCUAUGUUCGGAAUCAUGGAGCAGUACCACAAGUCGACGAUGCCUCCAUUCCAGACUGGGAGUUCUCGAUAGAGGGAUUAGUGAAGCAUCCAAUCACUAUGUCUCUCAAGCAACUCAUCACAGAAUACGAGCAGAUCACAGUACCAAUCACCCUUGUCUGUGCUGGCAAUCGACGGAAAGAACAGAACCAAGUUCGAAAGUCCAAAGGAUUCUCAUGGGGAGCUGCUGGUGUUUCUACCGCGCUGUGGACAGGUGUAGCUAUGGGAGAGCUUCUUAAACGAGCAGCACCACUACGAGGAGCGAAAUAUGUCUGCAUGGAGGGGGCCGACAAGCUUCCAAAUGGAUAUUACGGAACGUCAGUAAAGCUCAACUGGGCUAUGGAUCCAAACCGAGGGAUCAUGGUAGCUCACAAAAUGAAUGGAGAGAUGCUGCGACCAGAUCAUGGAAAGCCAUUACGGGUAGUCGUUCCGGGCCAGAUCGGCGGCCGAAGUGUGAAGUGGUUGAAGAGACUGAUUGUUACUGCUGCGCCAAGUGACAACUGGUACCAUAUCUACGAUAACCGAGUUCUCCCUACGAUGAUCAGCCCUGAGCAAAGUGCAAAUGAGCCGAAAUGGUGGAUGGAUGAGCGAUAUGCCAUCUAUGAUCUGAGCACCAACAGUGCCACAGCAUAUCCAGCUCACGAUGAAAAACUGUCUCUCAUAAACCCACCAGAGACGUACAAAGCCCGCGGUUACGCAUAUGGCGGAGGUGGCCGACGGGUCACGAGAGUUGAAGUGACUCUGGACAAGGGAAAAUCCUGGGCUCUCGCAGACAUCAGAUACCAUGAAGACGAUUACAGGGAUCAGGCAGACGAAGACGAGAUGCUAUUCGGUGGGAGACUAGAUAUGGGCUGGCGAGAAACAUGCUUCACUUGGUGUUUCUGGGAGAUCGAUCUGAAGGUUGCUGACCUUGCGCUCGCUGCAGAUGUCAUGGUGAGAGGCAUGGACGAGAGCAUGAAUGUGCAACCACGGGAUAUGUACUGGAGUGUUCUUGGCAUGAUGAACAACCCAUGGUAUCGGGUGACGAUCACUAAAGAAGCCGAUUCGCUUCAUUUUGAGCAUCCCACCCAGCCAGCUCUGACUCCUGGAGGGUGGAUGGAGAAAGUAAAAGCCAGAGGUGGGAAUCUCGCCAAUGGUUUCUGGGGAGAGAGUACGGGCGGCGAGGAAGAAAGUGGUGUUGCUGAGCCGAAGAAGGAGAUCAAGAUGAUCAAAGAUGGGCUCCGUAGGAACAUCACCAUCAACGAGCUGCGCAAGCAUGACGAAGAUACAAGCCCCUGGUUCGUAGUCAAUGGUGAAGUGUACGACGGUACAGCAUUUCUCGAAGGUCAUCCUGGUGGAGCCACAAGUAUCAUCGGUGCAGCAGGUCAAGAUGCUACCGAUGAAUUCAUGGCGAUCCACUCCGAAACCGCCAAAGAAAUGAUGCAACACUACCACGUUGGCUACCUCGACGAAGCAUCUCGCGCUAUCCUCCUAGACGGCAUUGAAGAAGCUCCUACAGAGUCCUCCGCACCUCGUGAAGUCUUCCUCCAAUCCAAAGUCUGGACCAAAGCUCUUCUCUCAGCCAAAAAAUCGGUCUCAUCCGACACGCGAAUCUUUACCUUUACUCUCGAGCACGAGAACCAAACCAUUGGUCUUCCCAUCGGCCAACAUCUCAUGAUGCGUCUCCGAGAUCCUGUUACACGGGAAGCCAUCAUACGCUCUUACACGCCCAUCUCAGAAGGUGCUGACAAAGGAACGUUGCAAGUCCUGGUCAAAGUCUACUUUGAUACCGUUGAGCGCGCUGGAGGUAAGAUGACGAAGGCACUAGAUGCCAUCCCCGUCGGACACUUUGUGGAUUUCAAAGGCCCGAUUGGGAAAUUCGAAUACCUCAAGAAUGGCCACUGCACUAUUGGCGGCAAGCCAAGAUUCGUAAAGAGAUUUAUUAUGAUCUGUGCUGGCAGUGGCAUCACGCCUAUUUUCCAGGUCCUCCGAGCUGUACUGAGCGACCCUGAUGACACGACGAAGUGUCUGGUGUUGGAUGGCAAUAGGCUUGAGGCCGAUAUUCUAUGCCGAGAAGAGAUGGACAGUCUCGUCAAGGAUCAAGAAGAGAGAUGCAGGUUGCUCUAUGCAUUGACGAAACCAGAUGAGAGCUGGACGGGUUUGAGUGGUCGUGUGGGCAAGGAGUUACUGGAGAAAGAGGUUGGAAAAUGUAAGUCGAACGAUGGGGAAGAGUUGGUACUGAUCUGUGGGCCCGAGGCGUUAGAGAAGAGCGUGCACGGGUACUUGAAUGAGAUGGGUUGGAAAGAUCAGGAUAUGUUGUUCUUCUAG
Cadophora gregata is the source of this 3718-nucleotide messenger RNA. RefSeq lists its product as uncharacterized. Gene Ontology annotation, molecular function: nitrate reductase (NADPH) activity; heme binding; molybdopterin cofactor binding. The coding region runs from base 980 to 3718 and encodes 912 amino acids. The transcript has 2 exons. Lineage: Eukaryota; Fungi; Ascomycota; Leotiomycetes; Helotiales; Ploettnerulaceae. The record is from RefSeq and is a predicted model, not a curated record. Gene Ontology annotation, biological process: nitrate assimilation; nitric oxide biosynthetic process.